Cladophialophora immunda is the source of this 2021-nucleotide messenger RNA. RefSeq lists its product as uncharacterized. The coding region runs from base 184 to 1710 and encodes 508 amino acids. The record is from RefSeq and is a predicted model, not a curated record. Gene Ontology annotation, biological process: transmembrane transport. The transcript has 7 exons. Gene Ontology annotation, molecular function: transmembrane transporter activity. NCBI's taxonomy places the organism in Eukaryota, Fungi, Ascomycota, Eurotiomycetes, Chaetothyriales, Herpotrichiellaceae. Gene Ontology annotation, cellular component: membrane.
CAUCCUGCGGACCAUCCACCGGUAAGGGGUCGUCCUCCGUUGCUCCAGAUUAAAAAUAUCCUUCGGUAAGGUCUGUGCGACCAUCCAUCCUUUCCUUUGACACUUGGACAUCCCGUCCAUAUAUACUAUACCUGUGUCUUCAUCGUUGUACUCCACACCAAGCAACUGUUGUAGCUUACAGCCAUGGAAAAAACUAAUCCCAAAGUCUCCGACUCCGACGAUGCUCAUUCUCCGUCAGAGAACGAGAAACACGUCGAAGGCGGUGUUCCCGUUGAUGUUAUCACCGUCCCAGAUCCAGAUGAAGGCCUCAGUGAAGAAGAACGGAAGCGGAUUGAUCGCAAAUUGCUCUGGAAACUCGACAUUCAGUUGAUCCCAUGGCUUUGCUUGCUAUACCUGAUUUCCUUCCUGGAUCGAACCAAUAUUGGAAACGCCAAAAUCGACGGCCUUCAAGAAGACUUGAACCUGACCAAUAACGAAUACAAUGACACUUUAACCAUAUUUUUUAUUUCGUAUUCCCUGUUUGAGCCUUUGACACAGAUUUUGUUGAAACGGUUCCGGCCAUCGAGAUUCCUUCCUACGAUCAUGAUCCUAUGGGGUAUCUGCAUGACCACCAUGGGUCUUGUCCACAAUUUCUCCGGUCUCAUGGCAGCGCGAUGGUUCCUUGGGUUGAGUGAAGCUGGUCUCUUUCCUGGCGUCAAUUACUACCUGUCUUGUUGGUACAAGCGGUCUGAGUUUGGUAUUCGAGCGGCGAUCUUCUUCUCAGCGGCGGCUCUUGCUGGUUCAUUCGGUGGCUUAUUAGCCGCGGCCAUCGUCCAGAUGGAUGGUGUGGGAGGCAAGCCGGGUUGGGCAUGGAUCUUUAUCCUCGAAGGUCUUGCGACGAUUGUCGUUGCCGGGCUGUCAUAUUUCAUGGUUCAUGAUUUCCCCGACGAAGCCAAGUUUCUCAGCGACGAUGACCGGCGUCGUGUGAUUCGACGCCUGAAACUUGACAAACAAUCUAGCGCUGAGCAUGAAGCAUUCAAGAUGCAGUACUUCUGGGCGGCGGCCAAGGACUGGAAGACCUGGACAGGCGCCAUGAUUUACAUGGGCUGUGAUGGCGCGCUUUAUGCAUUUUCUCUUUUCAUUCCCACCAUCAUUCAGCAAAUGGGUUAUAAGAGUAUACACGCCCAGCUGCUUAGCGUACCGCCCUAUGCUGUGGCCGCCGUGGUAACGAUUUUCGUUGGUUUUAUUGCGGAUAGGACCAGGAUGAGAGGCUACUGCAACAUGGUGAUGGCCUUGUUUGGUAUAGCCGGUUUCGCCAUGCUUCUGGGCUCGGGAGUACCGCACGUCCAAUAUGCAGGCACAUUCUUGGGCGCCAUGGGAAUAUACCCAUGCAUUCCGAAUACGAUCACCUGGACGGCGAACAAUGUUGAGGGUGUCUAUAAGCGUGGUAUUGCCUUGGGAUUUGUGAUCGGGUGGGGCAACCUGAACGGAAUUAUGUCUAGCAAUAUCUACCGAGCACAAGACAAGCCUCGAUUCCGACCUGGCCACGCAGUGGUUCUCGGCUACGAAGCCAUCUUCCUCCUAGGUGGCAGUAUUCUGCAGCAUAUCCUGUUGAAGAGAGAGAAUGCCAAGCGUAGGGCGGGUGAAAGGGAUGUCUGGGUGGAGGGCAAGACUGAGGAAGAGAUUGACAAAUUAGGGGAUUUGAGGCCGGAUUUCAUCUAUACCCUUUAGUGCUGCGAGGGAACUCUGGUAGAGAGAACGGACGGUCGAAGGCUCCUGUUGGGAGGAGCGGAAGGAGGGCAAAUCCAAGUGCUGUGUUGGGAGAAGGGAAACGGGCUCUGGGAGAUGCGGCGUCUCAAGCAGAGACCCGAAUUAAUACAGAACCGUCCGGAAAUGAUUGAGAUUCAAACUCCAGGAUAAAAACGGGAUGGCUUGUGUCAACAUCAAUCCUCGUAUAAACGGCGAUCUCGAAUAACGCGUGCAGAGCUAUAACCAGACAAGAAUGUAGAGACCAAGAUCAGCAGUCUACAGCAUGCAUUGAC